AUGAUAUCCAAAGUUCUUGAUGCUAUUCGACAUAAUCAAUAUAAACAAUUGGCUCUAUAUAUUCGUCAUAAUUACGAUUUAAAUAUUAAAACAAAAGAUGGUCGAAAUGGAUUAUUUAUUGCUUUGGAUAUUUCAGAACCAAUUAAACGUACAAGAAUGUUAAAAUUUUUAUUAGAUAAUGAUCUUGAUCCUACUCAACGUGAAUAUAAUUAUGGUUAUACUGUACUUAAUGAAGCUAUUUAUCGUCAACAAUUAGAUUCUGUUAAUUUAUUAUUAGCUUAUUUUGGUGGUGAAAUUGAUUUUAGACAAUAUGAUACACGUGGACGUACAAUUCUUCAUCAAGCUGUUGAAACAAAUAAUCCGGCUAUAAUGGAAUCUCUUAUCAAUGUUGUAAAUCAUUAUAGUAUUUCAGUUGAUAUUCCAGAUGAAAAUGGUCUUACACCAUAUCUAUUAGCCAUUAAACUUCAUCUACGUGAAAUGGCAACUAUUCUUUUGAAAAAAGGUCGUGCAAGUCGACAACAAUCAGAUAUAAAAUCUCAUAAAAAUGCAGAUGAUUGGGAAAUUGAAGGAAUUCAAGAACAUCGAUUAAUAAUACGUGAACGUUUAAGAAAUGAAAUUAAUGAAGCACUUAAAGGAGGACGAAUUAUUAAAGCAAAAAAAUUACGAGCUGCCUAUUCUCUUCCAUGGCCAAUAAAAACAUUAGAUACAAAUCAAGAUGAAAUAAAUCAAAAUUUUUUAAGUGAUAGUUUUAUUGAAACAUCUCGUGAUAAAGAUAUAUCCGUAAUGAGUAUUGAUCAUCAUCAUCAACAUUUACAAGCAUUAAAAGUAACACCAAUUCAUCAGUUUAUUAAUAUGAUGCCCGAAGGUACAAUAGCAGAAACAUUUGUUAAUAGUAAACCAUCUUCAGAUGAAGAUAUACUUGAUAAUUACAGUCAGAGUAAAGCAACUGUUACGCAUCAAAGUAAUAAUAAACCGACAAAUGAAAUGUAUCUAAAUGCAAUCGUCGACCUUUUCCAGGUAAUAGAGCAUCAAAAAUAUUUCAUCCAUCACAUUUAUGUUUUCUUUAAAAUUUUACUCAGGAGAAAAGAUUAUGAUUAGGUAUGCAUCAGUUCUAGUUUUUAACUGUAAGAAUUGAAAUUAUUGGGAAAAUGUUUUGAAAUGAAUUAAAAUAAAAUUUUAAAUUCUGUUGAAGAAAAUACGGUAAAAAUAUCAAAAGCAUUUUAAUAGGAAUGCUUUUCGAAGUUGACGUUUAUAAGUAUAAGUAAUUUGAUUAUGGAGCUUCGAGAUGCGUAAAAUGCACAGAACAUUUCAUAGAAAUUGUAAGGUGCACGCAAAGCAAGGUUCGAGCAAAAAAUUUUUUUUCGAUGUUUCAGACACCAUUCGAUAGAGAAUUUUACGGCGAUCAGGAAUAUGUGUUCCCUGAAAAUUUUCGAUGCUUCUUUCUAUCGUAAAAAUCAAAAAAACUUGAAGGGUGU
This is a messenger RNA of Didymodactylos carnosus, 1475 nucleotides long. The record is from the annotation of a GenBank genome assembly. NCBI's taxonomy places the organism in Eukaryota, Metazoa, Rotifera, Eurotatoria, Philodinida, Philodinidae.